AUGACAAUAAAACCCCUGCAGAUCUCGCCAAAGAGCGAUUCAAGUGGAACUCUUUCUUCACACUCAUCUACUAUGAAAAUGGAUCACAAAGAUUCUGAGCUUGUUGAGCAGUCUCUGCCGGUCGAUGAUGAUCUCGGCUUCACACCUCGCGAGCAGCGCCAUAUCAUUCAUAAAAUCGAUCGGAGGUUGAUUCUGGGCCUCGGUUUACUUCUUGCUGUUAGUUUGAUUGACCGAACAAACUUGGGAAAUGCGUCAAUUGCAGGGAUGCAAAAGGAUCUCCAGCUUGAAGUCAAUUCCCGAUAUGUCAGUUUUUCGAACCUCUUGGAUGGCCUGUCCAUCAUUCUGUUGGUCUUCUUCAUCCCCUACGUCCUCGUUCAAUUCCCAAGCUCCAUCCUUGUCCGCAAGAUCGGCCCACGUAUCUUUCUUUCCGCAAUUACCUUCACAUGGGGUGUGGUGAUGAUGUGUUUUGGAUUCGUUCAUGACUGGAAAGUAAUGAUUGCACUCCGCAUCAUCUUGGGAAUAUUCGAAGCAAGUCUCUUCCCCGGGGCAAUAUAUCUUCUUGCGCUUUGGUACUCCAGAUAUGACGUUCACAAGCGCUAUUCCUCUUUCUAUCUUCUGAGCACAAUCGGUGCUUCUCUUUCUGGGGUCCUUGCCUACGGCUUCAUGCAAAUGGCAGGCCUUGGGGGUCUGUCUGCCUGGCAAUGGAUUUUUGUGAUGGAGGGUCUCCUCACGUGUGUCAUAGCAGCGAUUGGCUACUGGCUACUCAUCAGUUUCCCACAGGAUGCACACAAAGCCCGCAAUUUCUUAUCUCCAACAGAAAUUGACUUCAUUCUUCGCCGAAUUGAUAGGGAUAGGAGUGAUGCAGAUGAUGAGCCUUUUUCGCUUUCUUCGUUUUUGGCACCUGCUUCGGACUUGAAGAUUUGGGGAUUCGGAAUGAUAUUUUUAUGCAGCACUGUCGUGUCCUACGGUAUAGCGUUCUUCCAACCCAUCAUUCUAUCGCAGAAGCUUGGUUUCGGAAUAGGAGCCUCACAGGCUCUGUCCACGCCGCCAUAUUUCUUUGGUGGUCUUCUCAUGUAUGCACAGGGGUGGGCAGGCGAUAAAUGGCAUAUCCGGAGCCCAAUCAUCAUUUACAAUGCAUUGCAGACUAUCGUCGGCUUAUGUAUUUUGGAAUGGGUUCCUGCCCCUGGUGUGCAGUACUUUGGCAUUUUCCUCGUUGCAGCUGGCUCCAAUGCUACCAUACCUGCCGUGCUUGCUUGGCAGGCAAACAAUAUCCGUGGCCAGUGGAAGCGGGCAUUUUGCAGUGCUAGCAUUGUUACCUUUGGAGGGAUCGGGGGCAUCAUCGGAGCUGUUGUUUUCCGGUCUCAGGAUGCACCAAAUUAUUUCCCUGGAGUGAUGGCCUCAAUUGUCUGUAAUGUUAUAAUACUUCUUGUAGCAGGCAUUCUCGCGAUAUAUUUCCACACAUCAAAUCGCCAAGCUAGGAAGGGUAGCUUGGUAAUUGAAGGACUGCCUGGAUUUGCCUAUACUUUAUAA
Messenger RNA from Penicillium odoratum, 1530 nucleotides. Its product is annotated as phthalate transporter. The record is from RefSeq and is a predicted model, not a curated record. Gene Ontology annotation, molecular function: transmembrane transporter activity. Gene Ontology annotation, biological process: transmembrane transport. Bases 1 to 1530 code for a protein of 509 amino acids. The transcript has 7 exons. NCBI's taxonomy places the organism in Eukaryota, Fungi, Ascomycota, Eurotiomycetes, Eurotiales, Aspergillaceae. Gene Ontology annotation, cellular component: membrane.